AUGGCCUCCGGAAGUGGUUCCCGCGUCAACAAGGACCCCGAAAGUCUCCUGCGUCUCGGAUUGCCCAUUAAGAACAAAGAGGUGCGCAAGUUGCAGGCAAGUUUGGAAGGAAUUAAAUUGGACAUUGGCUCCAAGCGCAAGCUGGCUGCCGCUGAUGCCGUAAAAAAAUCCAAAGCCUUUCUCGUGGGUAAGGAUGCGGACAAGGUAAAGGCUGCCUGCCGGGACCCUUCUAUUUGUGGUGCGAUUAUUAAGGACAUGGUUGUGAAACUCGAUCCCCUCGCUGACGCCCUCAAAGAAAGUCAAGAAGCCUUUCAAGGAUCUGAACAGGAGCGCACAGCCUUGGACAAGGCUUAUGCUGCCCAACAGGUUGUUGUGGAUCAGCUGACCGCCUUGGAAGAGCAGCUGAUUCCGGCGGGAUACAAACGACCCGUUCCCGAAGAGUACUCCGACUUGCCGCAACUCCAUGGUCGCGCGACGGUGGAAAUGCUUAUCGACAAAGCUGAUAAGUCGACCUUUGACUACAACGGAAAAAUCGUUCCUCAGGCAAAACUCGUAAUGGUGAUUGAUGGUUAUACUGCUCCAGUCACUGGUGGAAACUUUAUUGAUUUGGUUCAGAAGGGCUUUUACAACAAAAUGGAAAUCCAACGAUCGGAUGGCUUCGUUGUACAGACUGGUGAUCCAGCCGGUGAAGCCGAUGGCUAUGUUGCUAAAGGUAGCAAGACGGUAGGGAACGGAAAACACGGAGAGCGUCUCAUUCCGCUUGAAAUCCUGGUUCGCGGAGACAGCACUCCGGUAUACGAAUCCACCAUCGAAGACGAAGGCCGUGGUGGGGAGGCAACGGUCCUGCCGUUUUCGGCCUACGGAGCUAUGGGCUGGGCACGAGAAGAGUACGAUCCCAAUUCAGGUAGCUCACAGUUCUUUUGGUUACUCUUUGAUUCCGAUCUGACUCCGGCAGGUAAAAACGUGUUGGAUGGACGGUAUCCGUGCUUUGGGUACGUCACCGAAGGCGCCGACUUUUUGAGCUCCAUCUUGGAAGGGGACGUGAUUGUAUCGGCCAAAGUCGUCGAUGGAGGAGAAAAUUUGGUGCAACCGCAAUCGUAA
Phaeodactylum tricornutum CCAP 1055/1 is the source of this 1101-nucleotide messenger RNA. RefSeq lists its product with no specific name. NCBI's taxonomy places the organism in Eukaryota, Bacillariophyta, Bacillariophyceae, Surirellales, Neidiaceae. Gene Ontology annotation, biological process: protein peptidyl-prolyl isomerization. Gene Ontology annotation, molecular function: peptidyl-prolyl cis-trans isomerase activity. The transcript has 2 exons. Bases 1 to 1101 code for a protein of 366 amino acids. The record is from RefSeq and is a predicted model, not a curated record.